GAUGGGCGGGGCGAAAAAACCUUAGUAUAUAAGACAACCUCUGCCGCGCGGGAUCUCUAAUCUGCCAUUUUCUCUAAGUCCUUAGUAUCCUGAAAUUUCUGCUUUACUCGCAAGCUUUAUUUCGCUCGCUGGUCCGCCACUUAAGGGGAACGAUGGCCGCAGAAUGCACAGCCACUGCCGCCAUCACUGCAGAGCUGGUUCCCGCCGACAAAAUUGAGGAAGACGCCCCAGCUCCUUCUACCUCUGCAGAUAAGAUAGAGAGUUUGGAUGUGGAUAGUGAAGCCAAGAAACUAAUGGGUUUAGGACAGAAACAUCUGGUGAUGGGGGAUAUUCCAGCAGCUGUCAAUGCAUUCCAGGAAGCAGCUAGUCUUUUAGGUAAAAAAUAUGGAGAAACAGCUAAUGAGUGUGGAGAAGCUUUCUUUUUCUAUGGGAAAUCACUUCUGGAGUUGGCAAGAAUGGAGAAUGGUGUGUUGGGAAAUGCCCUGGAAGGUGUGCAUGUGGAAGAGGAGGAAGGAGAAAAAACAGAAGACGAAACUUUGGUAGAAAAUAAUGAUAACGUCGAUGAGGAAGCAAGGGAAGAAUUGAGAGGACAGGUAUAUGACGCGAUGGGAGAAAAAGAAGCCAAAAAAACAGAAGACAAGUCUCUGUUAAAGCCUGAAACUGAUCAAAAACAAGAAACUGAAAUGGAGAAAGGUGAAAGAGAAGAUAUGGAUUUAAGUGAUCCUGCUGAACAGCUGCAAGUAAAGGUUGAAUCAACCCCAGAUCAACUAACUGAAACUUCCAAAGAGGCAAAAGGAGCAAUAGCAUCAGGACUGAAUAAAGAAGAGGUCACUUCUAGGAAGCCAGAAACAGAAGUACCUGUUGCUGAGGAAGGAAAAUCAGCAACCGGAACAAACAUCCAGGAGGAAGAAGAGUACAGAGAAAAAGGAGAUCAAGAGAAGCAGGAAAAGGUAAUUAUAAGCAUGGAGGAAAAGCCUAAAGAAGCUUCAGAACAACAGUCUAUUGUUCCUCUAAAAGAGCAGGGCACUAUAGUGGAGGUAACAGCAGAACCUGGAGACCUAACAGUCAAGCCUGUGGAUUUGGGUGGGGAGAACCCAAAGCAACAGGUAGCUCCUUCUGAAAACGAGCCCGAAAAGGCUGUUCUUGAGGAGCUACUUGUAGGGCAAGAAGUGGCCCUUGAUAAGGAAUCAACAGAUGUGAGAACAGAAAUUGUAGAAGUUGGAUCAGAAGUCUCUGAAAAACCUGAACCGGAGGCUGAAGUUCCUCUAAAGGAUGGUGAAGUCAAUGGAAUGUCAGCCACUGGAGACCAGACUCCCAUUGAAUUACAAACACCUGCAGAAGGACCAACAGAAACGAAAGAUGAUUCAAGAGUAGAGGAGGAGGAUGUUAGGGCAGAGCUGAUUCCUAGCCAGGUGGAAACUAAACUGUCCAUAGACGAGUCAGAGGCAUCUGGAGAUGGGGUUGAGACUGAGACUAAGGUAGCCCAGGGGGCUACUACGAAAUCACCUGAAGACAAAGUUAAGAUAACGGCUAUUGAAGACACACAAGAGAGAGAAGAACAGAUGAAAGAGGGUGAAGAAACUGAAGGCUCAGAAGAGGAGGAUAAAGAAAAUGAUAAGGGUGAAGAAAUACCAAAUGAUUCAGUUCUUGAAAACAAAUCUCUUCAAGAAAAUGACGAGGAGGAGAUUGGGAACCUAGAACUUGCCUGGGAUAUGCUGGAUUUAGCAAAAAUCAUUUUUAAAAGGCAAGAAACAAAAGAAGCUCAGCUUUAUGCUGCACAGGCACAUCUUAAACUUGGAGAAGUUAGUGUUGAAUCUGAGAACUAUGUGCAAGCUGUGGAGGAGUUUCAGGCUUGCCUAAACCUGCAAGAGCAGUACCUAGAAGCCCAUGACCGUCUCCUUGCAGAGACCCACUACCAGCUAGGCUUGGCCUAUGGGUACAACUCUCAGUAUGACGAGGCAGUGACACAAUUCAGCAAAUCUAUUGAAGUCAUUGAAAAAAGAAUGGCUGUCCUAAAUGACCAGAAGGAGGCUGAAGAAUCACCUACUGAAUAUGAGAAAGAAAUUGAGGAGCUGAAAGAACUGCUACCUGAGAUUAGAGAGAAGAUAGAAGAUGCAAAGGAGUCCCAGCGUAGUGGGAAUGUAGCUGAAUUGGCUUUGAAAGCUACUCUGGUGGAGAGUUCUACUACAGGUUUCACUUCUAGUGGAGGAGGCUCUUCAGUCUCCAUGAUUGCUAGCAGAAAGCCAACUGAUGGUGCUUCCUCAUCAAACUGUGUGACUGAUAUUUCCCACCUUGUCAGGAAGAAGAGGAAACCAGAGGAAGAGAGUCCCCGGAAAGAUGAUGCAAAGAAAGCCAAACAGGAGCCGGAGGUGAAUGGAGGCAGUGGGGAUGAUGCGGUUCCCAGUGGAAAUGAAGUUUCGGAAAACAUGGAGGAGGCUGAGAAUCCAGCUGAAAGCCGGGCAGCAGUGGAGGGGACAGUGGAGGCCGGAGCUACAGUUGAAAGCACUGCAUGUUAA
This is a messenger RNA of Chrysochloris asiatica (Cape golden mole), 2516 nucleotides long. It is a transcript of the gene NASP, whose product is annotated as nuclear autoantigenic sperm protein (histone-binding). Gene Ontology annotation, molecular function: histone binding. Gene Ontology annotation, cellular component: nucleoplasm. The record is from RefSeq and is a predicted model, not a curated record. Gene Ontology annotation, biological process: DNA replication-dependent chromatin assembly; CENP-A containing chromatin assembly. The transcript is spliced from 15 exons. NCBI's taxonomy places the organism in Eukaryota, Metazoa, Chordata, Mammalia, Afrosoricida, Chrysochloridae. The coding region runs from base 153 to 2516 and encodes 787 amino acids.